AUGGAGGAGGGCACUGUCGCAGGAGGUGCAAGGGACGUCAGCGCUGCUUCACAAGAGAUGCUGAAGACAGCCCUCACCCACGUUCUUGCGCGUGGGAUUCCUGAAGCUGCCAAAGCCUUAGCCAAGCGCCAAGCCCGUAUUUGUGCGCAUGCAUCCAACCGCGAUGAGCCCACGUAUGUAAAGUUAGUGGAGGCCCUUUGUGCUGAGCACCAAACCAACCUAAUUAAGGUUGACGACAACAAGAAACUCGGGCAAUGGGUAGGCCCCUGUAAAACUGACUCUGAGAGAAAGCCUCCUGGAGUGGUUGGUUGCAGUUGUGUGGUGGUCAAGGACUAUGGAAAAGAAUCACAGGCCAAGGGUGUCAUCGAAGAAUACUUCAAAGGCAAGAAAUGA
Molecule: messenger RNA, 393 nt
Organism: Octodon degus (degu)
Lineage: Eukaryota; Metazoa; Chordata; Mammalia; Rodentia; Octodontidae
Product: 40S ribosomal protein S12-like
Exons: 2
Coding region: 1-393 (130 amino acids)
Biological process (GO): translation
Cellular component (GO): cytosolic small ribosomal subunit; ribosome
Molecular function (GO): structural constituent of ribosome
Source: RefSeq, a predicted model, not a curated record